Acomys russatus (golden spiny mouse) is the source of this 2446-nucleotide messenger RNA. It is a transcript of the gene Ptar1, whose product is annotated as protein prenyltransferase alpha subunit repeat containing 1. Bases 83 to 1360 code for a protein of 425 amino acids. The record is from RefSeq and is a predicted model, not a curated record. Lineage: Eukaryota; Metazoa; Chordata; Mammalia; Rodentia; Muridae. The transcript is spliced from 7 exons. Gene Ontology annotation, molecular function: protein prenyltransferase activity. Gene Ontology annotation, cellular component: cytoplasm. Gene Ontology annotation, biological process: protein prenylation.
GCGCGCGCGCGCGCGCCCCCGCGGAACUCCCGCCGGUGGCUGGAUUUUCCCGGAGGCGCGCCCGAUCGCGGCUGCCGCCAACAUGGCCGAGACGAGCGAGGAGGUGGCGGUGCUGGUGCAGAGGGUGGUGAAGGACAUCACCAACGCCUUCCGCAGGAACCCACACAUAGACGAAAUUGGCCUGAUCCCAUGCCCUGAAGCAAGAUAUAACCGGAGUCCCAUAGUCCUGGUUGAGAACAAACUUGGUGUGGAGAGCUGGUGUGUCAAGUUCUUAUUACCAUACGUCCACAACAAGCUCCUUUUGUACAGAACAAGAAAGCAAUGGCUAAACAAAGACGAAUUGAUAGAUGUCACCUGCACGCUGCUACUUCUCAACCCAGACUUCACCACCGCAUGGAAUGUGAGGAAAGAGCUCAUCCUCUCUGGCACUUUAAGUCCAAUUAAGGACCUACAUCUGGGAAAAUUGGCCUUAACUAAGUUUCCUAAGAGUCCAGAGACAUGGAUUCACAGGCGCUGGGUGCUGCAGCAGCUAUGUCAGGAAACUUCCCUGCCUUCCUCUGUGGCCAAAGGAAGCUUAGGAGCAGUUCCUGCAGAGAGGACACAGCGGAUAAUACAGGAAGAGAUGGAAGUCUGUGGUGAGGCGGCAGGGAGGUAUCCCAGCAACUAUAAUGCCUGGUCCCAUCGCAUCUGGGUCUUACAGAACGUGGCCAAGCUGGAUCUCAAGAUCCUUCUUGACGAGCUGUCUUCUACUAAACACUGGGCGUCCGUGCAUGUGUCGGACCACAGUGGGUUUCACUAUCGCCAGUUUCUGCUGAAGUCUUUGAUUAGCCAGACUGCGGUGGACAGUUCUGUACUGCAGCAAAACUCUCUGAAAAGUGACCCGAAAGAUGAAGAAGCAGUCGCCCCAGCAGAGGAUCCGCGGGUGAAUCUUCCCCAGCUCCUAGAAGAAGAAGUGGAAUUCUGCACAGACCUUAUCGAUUCCUAUCCAGGGCACGAAACCCUUUGGUGUCAUAGGCGGCAUGUUUUCUACCUUCAGCGUCACUUACAUGGCAGGUUUCCUCCAAGCUUGACUCACCUGUCCCCUGCAGACUACUCUGGGGGAACUUUGAAUAAUGACUUGCACCUGAUCCCAGCAAGCCCUCAACCAUCUCAGGCAAUGGAAGUGGACGGACUGAGUGACUCUAGCAAGCAAGGCUAUUCCCAGGAAACCAAGCGCCUGAAGCGGACCCCAGCCCCAGACUCUCUAGGCCUAGAGAUGGAGCACAGGUUUAUUGAUCAAGUAUUGUCCAGUUGUCGGAAUGCAGAACAAGCCAGGUAUGCCAAUGCAUACAGGAAGUGGCUGGUGACUUUGAGUCAGUGAAAAGGGUAGAUUCAUCCUAAGAAAUUCCCUUUAGUGCAAUAUUGCUUUUUUUCUCAACGCCAUAGUUGCAUGAACUGACUAGCUAACUAUGUAUUCUACAUCUAUAGCUUAAAAGUCUAUAAGAAACCCUUGGUUUUAUUUAUUUUAUUAAGAGCCGGCAUUCCUUUGGGUAUAAAAUAAUUGUAUAGUUCCUUCCUGCUAAACAAUGUCUUAAUUCUCUCUCUUAUUUUUUUUUUUUUCCUCUUUGAUUCCAUGCCCUUUAUAUUUCGAUAUUUGGGCUUCUCAUUUGAUUCUUGGGAUUGGUUCACAUAACUUUUCUCACCUCAGCUCAGUUGCUACAUAGGCACUUUCUUUAAGCAUUGAAAAUUUAUGUUGCAGUUCAGCUUAAGAAUACUAAUACAUGUGCAGAAGGACUUGAUCUAAUUGCAAUUUUGAGAAUAAAAUGGCUAGAUGGAUGGAUGUGAAAAGGUAAGCCACUUCUUUCUCAAGUGUGUUCUCCAGGUAUCCAUGAAGAGAACCAAAGCCAGGAGUGUUGGAAUUUAUAUAGAAGAAAAAAUAAUGCUUCCAAUGUAAUAUAUUUUUAAAUGAUUAUUUAAAACAAACUAAACUAAUUUAAGAGUUUAUGUAAUUGUAGUACUGAAAAAUUAUUUUUAUUACUAGUUUUGAUAGAUUGUUUUUACCUCAUAUUUGGUAUAUGCCAAAACAGCAAGUCAGCCCUUAUAAAAUAAAUUCUUUAAAAAAAAAAAAAAAAACACAAAUGCCAUUUUUAGUUAUUACUACUUUUUUCCUUCUAAGUCAUUCAUGAAAAAUGGGAGAAAUCUGCAUAGGAAUUAAGUCUAUAAAGCUUUCUUUUUAAAAAAUGUAAAUUACUGAGGUUAUACUGGAUAAACUGCGAAGUUUUUGUCAAGUGGCUAGUCGGGGUUUACUGGCAAAAUCUAGGGAGGAAGACCAGUUUUAAGCAUUAGUUCAAUUUUUACUUUUAAAAUGAAACAAAACACUUUGAUACUAAAUUCAUCAGGGAUAAGAACCAAAGUCCACACUAUAGCUAUGUCUCAACAGCAAGGGCUGUGUUUUUCAGGUUGUGAG